GAAACAAAAUACAAACCAAAAAAACACUUCCAAGACAAGUACUCUAAAGAGAAAAAAACUAGAAAGGUCUAAACUUUUUUCAAGAUUUAGGGUUUUUAUUGUACUUUGGUUAGCUGCAAAAAAUAAAGGGAUUUAUCUGUACUGUGUAAAUUUUUUUCUGCCAUCUUCACAGUUAUUAUAGUUUUCUGGUUCUUGUCUACAGAUUGAGCUCUAAUUCUUUGUCUAAGCUAUUCUUUAGUUAGUAGCACUAAUUCAUUUCUGCUCGACAAAGAGCAAUUUCUAUUGCUCAAAAGUUUUAACUAGGAGAAAAGGGCGAUGGGUUAUACAUGUGAAUUUUGUGGGGAGCAACGGUCCAUUGUCUACUGUCGGUCUGAUGCAGCUUGCUUAUGUUUGUCGUGUGAUCGAAAUGUUCAUUCUGCAAAUGCCCUGUCACAGCGUCAUUCCAGGACUCUUGUAUGUGAAAGAUGUAAUUCUCAACCAGCUAUUUUCAGAUGUGUUGAGGAGAAGGUCUCUCUAUGCCAGAAUUGUGAUUGGAUAGCUCAUGCUAGUUCUAGUUCUAGUACACAUAAGAGAGAAGCACUUAGUUGUUAUACAGGGUGUCCUUCCGCGGCAGAGCUCUCUACUAUUUGGUCAUUUCUUCUAGAUGACCCUUCGGUUGGUGAUUCGACUUGUGAGCAGGGGAUGAAUUCAAUGAGCAUCACUGAUUCUCAAGCAAAGGACAAAUCUCAAGACAUUUCUGCCCCUUUGAUGGGAUCAUCGAUGCCUAGUCUUGAUAACGAGCUACACAAUGUGGAACUUCCUGUUGGAUCCACAGAUUUAACUUGGUCUAAGGUGAGCAAUUCUGGAGCAAAAGGCUCAAAUUUAUUUGAUGAUGAUCCUUUUUAUGAUGAUUUCAAUGUGGAUGAAGUGGACUUGAGUAUUGGAAAUUAUGAAGAGCUAUUUGGUGUUUCUCUUGAUAAUCUGAAUGAAGGCAUUGAUGGCUUAUUUGGGAUGGAGGACUUGUCUGUUGCUGAGUCCAGCUGCCAGGGUGUCAAUGCUGUCAAGGGAUCAGCAGUGGGAAGGGUAAAUGCGGUGCAGCCAACUUGUAGCAAUGCAGCAUCAGCAGAAUCCAUGAUGAGCUGUAAAACAGAACCUCCUACCCUUUGCUUUGCAAGGCAACAGUCGAGCCUCUCGUUUGCAAACCUCACUGGAGAGAACAGCGCUGGAGAUUAUCAAGAUUGUGGAGCCUCCUCAAUGUUUCUCAUGGGAGAGCCACCAUGGGGCCCGCCAUGUCCAGAAAGUUCAAUUCCAUCGACAAGCAGGACCAAUGCUGUAUUGCGCUACAUGGAAAAGAAGAAGACACGCCAAUUUGAGAAGCGAGUUAGAUAUGUUUCUCGCAAAGCAAGAGCAGAUGUGAGAAGGCGUGUGAAGGGACGAUUUGUCAAGGCUGGUGAUGCUUAUGACUAUGAUCCAGUGAGCCAGACCAGAAGCUAUUGAUCAUAAAACAUUUGCCCGUAAAAACAGUCCAUUUUAAUAGGGAAUAUUUGGUUGAGAUUUCAAGCAAAUGGAUGAAAGGAUGCUGUAUUUAUUGUUGCAAUGACAAAGAAUAGGUUUUUUCUCAGGGGAUUACAAUGUUACCCAUGACUAAGCAGAUUUCUCUCCUGCUGCUCCUCUUCAGGUCUAAGCAGAUUUCUCUCCUGCUGCUCCUCUUCAGGUCCAGCUUCAUCAUCUAAAAAAGCGAAAAAAAAAAAAGUGGAUGUGCAUUCUUUGUGUCGACCGAAUUAA
Messenger RNA from Lycium barbarum (goji berry), 1764 nucleotides. Its product is annotated as zinc finger protein CONSTANS-LIKE 9. Lineage: Eukaryota; Viridiplantae; Streptophyta; Magnoliopsida; Solanales; Solanaceae. Bases 316 to 1476 code for a protein of 386 amino acids. The transcript has 6 exons. Gene Ontology annotation, molecular function: protein binding; zinc ion binding. The record is from RefSeq and is a predicted model, not a curated record.